AUGGACAUCACUUUCGAGAGCUUCGCCAAACUCAUCUAUCGUCUGAGCCAUCCUCCCCAAGCUCGCUCCCGUGAAAACCGCACGUUCACUCCGGCGGACAUCUUCACUUCAUGGCUGAAUCAUUUGGACCGACCGUUACCCCCUGGUUCGGGCAAGCAUGUCCUUCGAAUCUUGUUUCCGCAUGAAGGCUGCAGGAGACGAUACGGAAUGAAAGAGAUGAAGCUUGCAUGUGAGCUGGAGAGGAUACUACGCAUCAAAGGACUGUCAAGAUGGGACUCUGCUGGUAGUCCAGGCGGUGGAAGUGGCUGUUUGGGCUUGGAGGUGCAGCGGGUCUGCAAAGAGAGGACAACCUCUAGAGUCUCCAGUCUGACACUAGCCGAAAUCGACCUCAGACUGGAUCAACUGGCGUCAUAUUCACCUUUCUCUCAGCUCGAAGUCCCUCCAUGUGAUCCGCCCUCUCAGACCGACAUCUUAUCUCAUCUGUUUCGAGAUUCCAAUCUCUCCUCAUACGCAUCGGGACUUCUUAUACAGAUCAUCUUACAGGACAUCCGACCGUUCCUUGACCCCUUGCCGAAGCUGGCCCUCCGGAACGCGACAUCUCUCUUGAGAAUGAAGUCCACUCAUGGUCCACCUCAGCUGGAUCUGCUGUCCGCCAUGAGAGCGUGGGACCCUCGUAUGGCAGACAUGUUCGUUGAUGGUAAAGGUGAUCUGGACUGGUAUUCAGAAGCACAAGCCAUAUUCAGAGCACAAUUAGGUCUUCUCAACGCACUUGCUCUUCUCGGGUUCGCCCACGCUCGUCUGAAGCCUCAGUGGGCCAGACGGUUGGAGAGAACCAAUCUGAUGAACCCUGAUUUCAUCGCCGACUCCUUACACCAUUUCUACCUCUUACAUUCUAGCUUGGAGGCAGGCAGACCUCUUCCCGUCAACACAUCGAUCCUUGAACGUCUAGUGUACCAUUCACAGUCUUCCGAUGGAACCCGCACCAACGCUUGGAAAGGUGAUUCAGAGCCGAACUUUGAGCAAAGGGAAGAAGAUCAGGCAUUGGCGGCUUUGGGCCAAAAAUUGACAUGGAAUCUAUGUCAUGAUGAGCAAAUGUCCAUUUUCGCAGCGACAACGGUGGCGAUGACCUAUGUCGCGAGUGGUUUGGAAGAGCUGACGAGGGAGAUUGCAGAUUUAGUAGGCGAGACGAGUCUGGCAGGGCUCGACAGGGCGAGAGAGAGGAGAGCGUGA
Molecule: messenger RNA, 1230 nt
Organism: Kockovaella imperatae
Lineage: Eukaryota; Fungi; Basidiomycota; Tremellomycetes; Tremellales; Cuniculitremaceae
Exons: 6
Coding region: 1-1230 (409 amino acids)
Biological process (GO): DNA recombination; DNA repair
Molecular function (GO): DNA binding; DNA ligase (ATP) activity
Source: RefSeq, a predicted model, not a curated record